Molecule: messenger RNA, 1152 nt
Organism: Dentiscutata heterogama
Lineage: Eukaryota; Fungi; Glomeromycota; Glomeromycetes; Diversisporales; Gigasporaceae
Source: the annotation of a GenBank genome assembly
AUGGAAAUUGAUAAGGUUCUUGAUGAGGCUUUUGAAAGGCUGAAGCUUGUAAAAGUUGAUGACGCAGAAAUAAUGUUAUAUAAAUUUAUUUUACUGACGUUUGUUCUUGGUUGUGUGAAUAACUUUACUACGGAUUGGAAAAGAAGCAUACACAACUUUUACGAAAAUAAAGUACAUAAUAUAAGUAAGACAAAGAAAGCAAGUACUAUUAAGAACGUGUGGAGAAAAUAUAAUUUAGCAAAAGAAGGAAAAGAUAUUGAAGAUUUUUUUAAGUUUUUAAAAAACGAGGCUAUAAAAUAUGAUUUACAGAGAUGUAUAAAAAUAUAUGAUACCAUGUCGAAAGUUAGUGAAGCCAUAAAAAAUAUUUCAAACAUGGUUAUUUUAUCAGGCGUAAUUGAUACGAGAAAAAUUUCACGUUCAUUGAAAGCGCAUUUGGAGUUAAGAGAUGUUUGGCAUCAUAUCAAUGAAGAUAUUGUAGUACAUGAUAUUCCUGCAGAAUUCGAAAAACAUAUAGAACGCGUUGUUCUUGAUGAUGAUGAUCGAAUACCUGACGAACACUAUAAUAAUUCAAGUAAUAGAAAAUUUAUGAAAGAGGAAUACCAAUCUAUCUUAUAUCCAUUCUCAAGUAAAAAUUUAUGGGAGAAUCCAACAUACAAAAAGGAUGAUUUGAUUAUUGAAAGUACGUGGAACCACGACUUUGUAGGACCGGCCAUUGAUUACGUACUACAUGGCAUCAAAAUAUGCCGAAACUGGGAUAAUAGGCGAAUCGAGUCAACCUUAAACAUACGAUGCAAAUCAAAAAAGGGAGAUUUUCAAGGUUAUAUGCGGAGCGUGGCUAAUAAGACAUAUAAUUAUGAAAUAAUAUUUGGAGAAACAUCGUACGGACCCAAUCAUCCAAAUAAUUCAGAUCAUAUAUAUGAAGAUCAAGUAAGAAUUCGGAGUUUGGAAAGCCUUCAUAUACCUUUAGAAGCUGGUCCAAAUUCAUUAGAGUACAUUAAAAAAAUAAUCAAAGCAUUAUACAAUUAUCGUAUAUUAGUUAAGGAGACAGUUAAAAAAAUUGAUAGUAUUGACGUUGAAUUAGCAACGCUUUUAGAGUCAGUCACACAAUCUGAUCAGAUUCAAGCUGAAAUACCAAUUUAUGAAACUCCAUAG